Messenger RNA from Cordyceps militaris CM01, 1707 nucleotides. RefSeq lists its product as uncharacterized. Bases 1 to 1707 code for a protein of 568 amino acids. The transcript has 2 exons. NCBI's taxonomy places the organism in Eukaryota, Fungi, Ascomycota, Sordariomycetes, Hypocreales, Cordycipitaceae. The record is from RefSeq and is a predicted model, not a curated record.
AUGUCGGGUCUGGUAUCUGACGUCGCCUUCAACUUUGCAUUGGCCGACUCGCCUGCGUCGCUGGGUCGACCUCUUACGCCUCCUCAGGACUUCCCCAUUCACCAAAACUACUAUUUUGAUUCCUCUUUUCUCGGCAUUCCUGACCACCCAUCAUGUCAUGCCCGUUCCUCGUCCAAGGCAUCUUCUGUGUACUCGGUCGUCUCUGCCGUCGAGUCCACUGCCGACUCGGUCUGCACCAGGAUGACCACGCCCCCCAGAGCCAGCCCGCCAAUUCGCCAACAUGGCCCUCUCCUACUACCAAAGAUUCGUCCUCAGGAUCAGCAGGUCAGCAACCCUGUUGCUCCUGUUUCUCGUCUGCAGACCAUGACGCCUCCCCCCCGGCGCAAGGUCACCAAGAGGAAGAGUGCCACGCACAGUCGCAGCCAAACCAACAUUGAGGCCAUUUCCAACACGGCCCUUUCGCAUUUGGCCUUCUCCGGCCCAGUACAGGAUCAAGCCAUCAUGUGCUCUCCCAUGUCCCUCCCUCGAGAUUUGGAUUCGCGCCGCUCUUCUAUAUGCUCAACUGUGGAUGCCACCAUCGUCGACAGUUAUAGCUUCCCUCCCUACCACCCACUUGGCUUUAUGCCGGGAGACUACUCCAUGCCCCACGACUAUGGCUAUCAGUUUGCGACCAGGGCCACCUCACCCUUGAGCAUGGCGUCCACCCCCGAACCGACUGCAUCUUUGUCGCUCAUGAGCUUCCUUACGUCGCCGAGCCCAGCUGCUUCGCUUGUUCGCACCAUCUCAUAUCCCAUUCGCGACCCCAACACCAAGCACUUUUGGUGGGAUGCUCGCAACAUCCGCCAAUGGUCUUCCUUCAACAUGGCUGCCAUCACGGCCCUGCCCGGCGCAUCGGGUCUUUUGAGCACGCCUGUUCCCGCCCCUCUUCUACCCGAGCCUGCCUUUUCUUCCCGCCACCCGGAGACGGAAGCUUCCCUCCACGCCAUCUAUGCUUCGUACUACCUGCCCAAGCUCAACUCGGCCUUGGCCAUUUCUUCCAACCGGCCCCUGCAGCUCUCUGUGCCCAACCGCAUCCCCGCCAACAUGAACGAGCCGUUGUUUGUCGGCAACGUGGCCGGCGACUCCUCCACGGCUGCUGCCAUGUUUGGUGGCAAGCCUACCGCUCGCGUCGUUGGCAUUGUGCGCAGCUUUGAUCGCUUCAACACGGCCAUGCGUGUCGAGGGCAACAUCAAGCGAGUCGAGUACCUCCGCGGCCUCGCUGCCAUCCAUCACGCCAUGCGCGAGCACAGCUGCCGCUAUGGCUUCAUUCUCACCGAGAUCGAGCUGGUCCUUGUACGUAACGGCAGGGAUAUGACUCCCAACUUUGGCGAGCUGGAAGUCACUUCCAUCCCUCUCAACGCCACCGCUCCCGACUGCGACUUGUCCCAAGUCCAGCUGGAAUUGCUUCCCCUGACUGCCUGUCUCGCCCUCUGGGGCCUGUGCCAGAUGGCCAGCGACGGCAGCUGCGGCCACGCCCCCUACAGGACGGAGAUUGGCGCUCCCGUCGAGGGCACUCGUCGCAAGGCGCUCAGGCGCGACGACUGGAUGCCCCAGCCCCAGUUAGCCGAGAAGCGUGAAGCCAAGAGAGCCCGUGGCUGGACCUGGCCGGAGGAUGCUGUUGGACGUCGAGAGCUCGGCAAGCGCGGUGUCAAGUACGCUGCCAUGUGA